Molecule: messenger RNA, 7763 nt
Organism: Neodiprion fabricii
Lineage: Eukaryota; Metazoa; Arthropoda; Insecta; Hymenoptera; Diprionidae
Product: F-box only protein 43-like
Exons: 2
Coding region: 1587-3080 (497 amino acids)
Biological process (GO): negative regulation of meiotic nuclear division; regulation of mitotic nuclear division
Cellular component (GO): nucleus
Molecular function (GO): protein binding
Source: RefSeq, a predicted model, not a curated record
ACCACGGCUUUCGCUAGCGGGCGUCCCUGCCGUCCCGCCUCCUUGUCAGGAUCUCGCGCGGUUUAGAGAAAGAGAAAGAGUAGUGAUCGAAUCGCGGAGCAGCGAGGAAGUGUGCCAUCAUCACAGCGUGCGUGUUGGCGGGACACGGUGUUGUUCUCAGCCUGCGAUAGCGAUAAUAUAAGCGUAGGCGUGCAAACGAGAGGAGAAGAAGAAGACGCGUUACACCAGAAAAGGAAAAAGAAUCCAAUAACAGAAAACAAAUCUCGCCGCCAAUGGGAUUCGGUUCGGCUGAACCGGCGGGAGAGCAGCUGCACCGCCAGACGGCGUCCUCGCACCCGAUUGGCUGAGAUCCGGCGGCCGGCCCUCGGUAGGGCAACGGAUAAACAGUUUUGAAAGGACUCAACUAGUCGAGUAUCUCCACAGUCUCCGAGCAGGACCGGCUGCCCACGGAGCAGCAGCCAGUAACAGCAGCAGCACGCAGCGUGUCGAGCGGUCGGCGUGCGCGUUACGUUUAGUUCCCGGUGUUUUGUUGUGUCGCGCGGUCCUGUGACUGUUAUCGUUUCUAUCUAUUCUUCAAAGAAUUGGUUAAGUCGGUACGUUCGCGCAGUGAAAAUAGAGGAUAUUAUUCGCGCUCCUUUGGUCAUUUACUCGUGAUCGUGCAUCCGAUCAAGUGGUUUUUGUGUGUCUCAUGUUGUGUGGUGAUGCAGGUUUUCGUUACAUCCGAUGAACGUGAAUGAAUAAGGUGCGUGUCAAAAGUUUCUCGCUCAAAUACAUAUCCAUUCAAGUCAAAAUAUUGUAAAACCCACGUGUGUUUGUUGUUACGAUUUAUCUCCGCGUACCGUGACUCUUGUGUGUGUGUCUUUUCUUCGUGUAGUUUCAUUGCCGUGACCGUUCAGUGCCGUUUAUUUACUCGAUUGUGUCUCGUGGAGAGAAUAAGACUAUUGGAUACAGAAGCUGCGGCUGGCAGAUCGUCGAUUGAAGAGGGGCGACCCGGCGUGUUUGUUUACCGUACGUUAUCCUUGUCCUUGAGGUUACCAAACAACCUCGGCUCUCAUUCGGCCCGAUGCAUUGCCGGGAAGAAGAGAACGGGAAGUGCACUCCGCUCGGGUCGUCGAAUCGGAGGGUAAUGAAAGUGGCCGAAAACUAACCUCGGACUCGCUGUCGUCAACGGAGACGCGGUGUUUCAAAAACAACAAAAUUCUUCUACGUCUCUUCGAUUACGGAGCCCUUAAAUCCCGAUUGACGGAAUUUGAAGAUCAGGUCCGAGAUCUCGUUCAGGAAGAAGUACGGGAAGAACCCUAUUUUUCUGAGCAGUUCGCAAGCUCAUGUGCUUGAGAACCGAAAUAAAAUCUGAUAGAUAACGCCCUAAACCCUGUCUCUCUGAUUCCGUCCCAUGACAGAUUCAAGUACGCGUCGAAAACUGAAGCCUAUACCUUCACCUUCGAAACCGAAAUAGACACCAGAAGAAUAACUAAUACUCGAGAUUUCGCUGUUUCUCUUUCCCGCGCGAAUCCAAGAACACCCAACAAAUACUCUAUCUCUAUUCCCUUUCCCGCGCAAGUUCGAAAAACGAAAGACAAACCAAGAUGGAGAAAACUGACUCUAAGCCGAGUUCGGAUCUCGGCGAUACGCCGCAUCUGUCCUCGCGCAAGAAGCAGCAUCGUUCCUCGAUGCUAUCGUCAAGUCGAACGAGCAUGCGAUCGUCCUACGACAACGCUGACAGCGGGUACAUAACCCUGAGCUCUCCUCAAUCGGCGAGCUUCGGCACGCCGGCGAUGACCUCAGCGACCAGGACGACCGGCGGAAAUCAGCUGCGAUCGAACCCUCGCCGUCGGUACUUGCAGACCCGGAGCUCGGAUCCGUGGCCGUCGGAUCGCUCGUCGCGUUUCCGGUCCAAGCUAAACUCAACGGAAUUGAGUCUGGAGAGCGGUUCGUCGUCGGUACAAAAAGCGCGGGAAAUUCAAAUUCAAAAUAGUCGAACGGCGGCGGGCGGCUUAAGCCUGACCUCGGAGCUCGAGGACCUUCUGCGGCGGCAGCAUCGCGGCAAAAACGGAAAAGACGAAAGACUCCUGACCUCCGUUCCGACAACCCCAGCCUCCACGCUGCAGCUUCUCUCCCCACCCCCCUCGCCUGCUGUCCCUUCGCUGUCGUUCAUGGCCUCGGAGCCUGCGGACGAUGAGGUGGAUGUCGAGAUGAGCCUAGUCACUGUGCCCCAAAGCACGCCGCACCACAAACCGACGACGGGGGAGGCUGUUGGUUCGCCGACGACAAGCAGGGAGACCCUUACGUUCACAUCGUCGGUCGAGAACCACAAGAAAAUGAGCAGGCUCAUGAUCACCGACCCAUCGCUCGCCGAGAUCAGGCCCAAGAGGCUAGACUUCAGCCAGAGACCAAAGUUCGUCGGGCCAAGGAGGUCUAGAGCAAUUCCGUGCUAUACCGGCAGGAGCAGUGUAGAUUUUAUGAGCGUCUUGGGUGAGGAAAGUGACCACUGGAGGGUCGUCUCGAAGAUACUCGCCUUUCUUGACGCCAAGGAUCUGUGCGCUGUUAGCAUGGUUUCGAAGAGCUGGCGUAGGAUAUGUGAGCGAGAUUCUAGAGCCAGAAUGCGCAGGUAUCACUACGUCAUUCUGAGGCAGAAUAUCAAAGAAAAUCUCAAACUCAUUCAGGCCAAGGCUAAGGCCGAGAGCGACGUUCUUGCCAGUCCAAAGAGCCGCUACGCGAGGAAAGGACUUCUCGUCGAGGUCCAGAAUCUUCUUCAGGUUCCUAACAAUCAUCAGACUCCGUCCAGCCCUCCUGUUUCACCGAGCAAAGUCAAGUUUCACUCGUUCCUAAAAGCUGCCCGUACCCUGGAACCCUCGAAGCAUCUGGUUCGUUGUCCAGGUUGUUCGUUCGCGUGUCCGGUAAAUGGUGAAAAGAAUACAGCGUCUUGUACGCGACAGGGUUGUUCGAUGGAAUUCUGUAUAUUGUGCUCGUCGCAACACAAAGGCCCAUGUAAAACAGCCUUGCUCGCGACGCCAACGAAGAGGAACAAGAGGCUGAUAGCAGGAUCGAGACAGAGCAAAAGGAAUCUCCGGAGAUUAUGAAAUUCAGCGAAAUGAAAAUAUUAUAUGAUAAUUGAAACGUCGUCGUCUUAACUUCGUGUUAUGAUUUUCUACUAGUUAUACCUGCAUUAUUCGCAUUCAUAUAUGUGUUGAUUUUGUUCUUUCUCCAACGACGUGCGAGGUGAUGAGAUUAUAAAUAGCACGUUGAAUAUUUCUGUUUAAUUUUCAUCGAUCUAAAGCAGGAUCGUGAAUCUUUUUUGUUACGUUACAGGCAACAGGCAGCUUUUUCGCAGGAAUUCUAUUUACUGUGAAAAGCAAACCAGUUAAAAAUACUAAUCAAGAAGAUAUAUUACAUUUCCGUUCCUCGUAACGAUCGAUUGAUCUGCCUUCAUGAAUUGUCCAAAUAUCAUUUGGGAUGAAAGAAAAAACUACUAUUAUAAAAGAGUCAAAAAGAUUAGGACAAAUAAUUGCAUGCAAAAUUGUGUGAAGAAACGAAAACGUAUUUGAAAUUUUUAUAAUGAAACUAGAAGCAAAAGAGAUUAUCAAAUACAAUUUUCAAAAAUGUGACGAACGAAAAAUGCCUUUUGUAACCACCCACUACAUGGCAUGCGGUAUAAAUUUUAUUUAUUGAUUUAUGCAUUUUUUUUCUGUGUGUGUUGAAUCAACAUGGGCGAGUAGUUGUUAAACGAAAAUUAUUUUCGAUAUUUUAAUAUUCCAAUUUGAGAUUUUUCAUCCUUUUUUUAAUGUACGAAGUUAAAAAAAACAUACGAAAGUUGAACGCAUUCACUGACACACCAUCCACGGUGGAUUAAAAUAAUUCUGUAAACGAUCUUCGUACUUUCAUUGUUGCAAAAAAAAACAAAAAAAAAAGCAAUUGAAGAUCAAUAAACAAAUCAUGCGCAAAUGCACCAAUUUGCGAUUCGAUAAAAAGAAAAGAUGUAUUUCCAACUGUCACUAUUUUAUUGUUUUUUAAGGCAGAAUUUGAUAAUUUCUUUUACCUAAAUUAGAUCGCGCACAUGAUUGAACGAAGUGUGUAAAAAAUUAAAGAAAGAAAAAAAAAAACACGCAAAAGGUAGAAGAACGCGAAAAACAUUUUUAUUGAUUUAUUUCAACCUUUCUAUCGACUCACGUAAAUUUCGAAUCUCAUCGAUUAAUUAAUAAAUUGAUUGCUCGAUAAAAUGUAAAUUUUGUGCCAUUAAUAUCGCGCCAUAAUAAUUGCCAUAAUAAAGUUUAACAGACGGGUUUAUAUACACCAUAUACAUAUUUAUGCACAUUACCUACGUAACUAUUUGAACUAUAUAUAUGUGUGCGCAAUAUUCCGAUUUCAAAUUCUCACGUCAAGUAUACCUUGUUUUAAAAUGUCAAGUUACAAACUAUUUUACAGUAAUAUUUUAUAAUAUUAUAUACAUAUAUACGCGGUCGGAAUAUGUUCGUUCAAAAAUGAAUUUUGAUUUUUCAUUUAUGCGAAAUUCAUUUUUUCCGUCUCCGUAUAUCAUUAAGUAAUAUUAUAAUAUUGCGUUAUUCGUAUCCACUAUUGUAUGUUGUAUGCUAAUACAAUAUACUUUGUGGAUCUAGCAAGAAGACUGCCUGUACAAUAUUCACAUAUGAACGCGUAUUAUUAAAGACAGUUAUUUAACUUUAUUCUAGAAUACAUUAUAUUUUAUCUUAAUAUACUGGACUCAUAACCGUGCAGCAACUGAAUAAUAAUAUACCUUACGGUGUCGAUUAUGAAUGUACGUGAAUUUUAGGAUAAAAUAUAAGCCGGUCUUGCAGCUUUCCGACAUUUUCAUGGCAGAAAAAUUCUCAAUAAAUUCAUGGACGGAUUGUAAACUAUUAUAACACUACUCAGGGUAAAGAAGAUUUACAAUGGUAACAUUUUCAUUGAAUUAUAACAUCAUUCAUCAAAUGAUUGUUCCAAAAUCGUAAGUCGAAGAUUUGGAAUUAAAAUUUUCGUACAGCAACUCAUUGUCGUUUGCCCCAAUAGCGCUACUUUGUGCGUGUGUGUUUGUUUGUUUGUUUGUUUGUUGUGUGUGUGUGUGUGUGUGUGUAUGGCGAAUGGGUGUAAUACAGUCUUUUCGUUCUUUCAAUUUUAUCGUAUACGUAUAAAUUUCAAACUUCAAGUUUUUAACUCGUCGCGCUCUCUAUACAUUUAAGCAUAGCUCCAAAUAUUUAUUAAAAGUGCCUGUGUGUAAUUACAAAAAUGUCCCUAAUAACAUGAUCAAAUUAUUGCUAUUAUUAUUAUUAUUACUAUUAUGGUAUUGCAAUGUGAGGUAGACAUAAUAAAUAUACGUGUGCGAAUCAAAAAUUUUUAACGAAAAACCGAAAAAAUAGAAGGAUUUUAAGAUCAUUUUUGAUGAAUAGAAAAAAUUAGAAAAAAAUAUUAAAAUCUAAAGAAAAGUAAUCGAAAGAGACGGAAAUGACAUUUCUGUGAUAUGUGCAUGUGUAUCUAUCUGGUGUGCGUAUAUAGUAGUGGGACGUUUUUUCAUUUUAUUUUUUAUUUGAUGAAAAGAAAAUGAGAAAUUUUGUAGGCACAGUAAUCUCGUUCAAAGACUACUUAAUCAAAAGGAAAGUAUUUUAUCUAAAGUAUGUGUGGGUGUGUAUAUAGUACAUCAUAGUUAAUAUUAAUAGUAACAGUAAUAAUGAUAAUAUAGUAUAUUAGUAUGAUAAUAAAACGUAUAUAUUUACAGAUAAGUUUAGGCAAACCUUUGAUUAUAGACGUGUUCAUCCGAAAUAGCGAUGACUAGGAAUGAAAAUUAAUGAUAGUUUCUUGAUGGUAUUAAUUAAAUAAAUAAUUUACAUCGGGUGUAUGUACUCUUAGAAAUCGUUUCGGUGAAAUGGCGUUUUCCUCGAAUUAGCGUCGCACGUUUUUAUGUCAGUUUAAAAAUGAGUAUAGAAGUUUUGAAUUCACCCAGUAAGUAAAGAAUGAACGAAAGCAGACCGUGGGAAAGUGUGGAAAAUUUCGAUUUUUUAUGUCUUGUGUUAUUUUUUUUUUUUAACUAUCGCAAGUCGCAUCGUUCCAUUUGCUUUGAAGCGAAAAUCGUAUUACUUAAUUCUUAAAUUUGGUUUUAUGUGCAUGCGUUUGUGCGUGAAAAUGAAAAUCUUCUGUAUAUGUUUUUUUAAAUAACUGUUACGUAAUAAUGAUAUUAGUCAGGUCUGCUUAAAUUUUGCGUGGCCUGGAUCAGUGCGAAUAAAAUUUUUACUGAGCCAUUGAAAUAAUAAGUGCCUAUACAUACGUCUAGUUACGGUUAGUUAAAGCUAAGAACAAUUAAUCUAUUUGCGGUUAAAUGAAAGAGCUUCUUAUGAUCCACAGAUUUCUGACAUUACCUAUUCAUACUCAUCGAAUCUCUAACGCGGCUUAUCGUCGGUAAUUUAUUGGUUAUUUAACUACCGGUUCAUUCGUCGAUACGAAAAAUGCUGGUUCUUCUUUUAUAUUUUGACUUGCGUAGCUCCGUAAUUGAUAAAAAUUAUACUAAGUUUAACUCUCGCUGACAGCGAUCUUAUAAUCGUUUGGAAAUCAAAAGUCUAGACAUUUUCUUUAUUCGGCCAAUGACGAAAACGCCGUGGAAACUCUUGUUUCGCCAUAUUUUACCACUUGUUAAUAUAACGAACCGCUCAAAGUCGCGAAGUGGAUGCUGCCAACUUUGAUAGGCAGCCAUUAAGAUUCUCGGCGUAACAUAACCUUAUUUCAAAUUCAAAGAUUGUCCUUCUGUUUCUUAUUUCCUGUUCAUCCUCGGUAUCGUUUCAUUGUUAUUAUUAUUACUAUAUUUUCCGAUUUCACAGAACUUGAAAUUCAUCUGAAAAUCUGACUACCUGGUUUCAACACUGUUGUAUCUAAAUUCUCUAAAAUCUCUAAAUUCAACCGCGACUUUGACUAGCAGAUCGACGAGAAUUCUGUAAUACAUAUUCAGAAUAAUACGAUGCCGUUGUAACUUUUCUACUUUCGCAUUCAACAGUCUUAGAUAAAAAAAUUUAUUUCGUAUAGAUUUUCUUCUGUGUGGAAUCAUUGUACCGGUUCUAUGAUGAAUACUCAGGAUAAUAAUAAUCAUUAAUGAUAAUGAUGAUAACAAUAAAACUGAUAGUAAUAAUAAUAGUAAUAAUAAUAGUAAUAAUAAUAAUAGUCUGGUAGGAGCUCUGUUUUGUUUUAUUUAUUUAUUACUAAUUUUUUGUUAUUCUUUCUUCUUGUUUUAAUGUUUCUAGAGUAAGCUGUAAUUGUUAAAUUCUUAGUAUUGAAAGAAAGGUGAUACCAAAUAAAAGGCAUUUUAUAACGAAGAGAUAUAUGAAAGUUUGAAAAAUGAUAAAAUUAUCGAAGUGUUCUCAAGAUAAAUGAAUAAAUUAAUAAAUUCAUCGUAGGAGUAUUUGGUUUUGUACAAUCGUAAUGCCUAUAAUUAAUGUGCCUAUAAAAGAGUAGUCCUGAAGGAUGAUAUGUAAUAAAGGUGGUGCUCUAAGCUAUUGAAGUAUAAAAUAAAAUAAGAAUAAAAAAAAGUAGAAUGCUCAACACUUUGUAUUACGUAUUAAGAGGAAGGAAUGAUAAUAUAUGUAUGCUAUUCAAAUCUUUGGAUGCUAUACGCGAAGUCCCAGUUAUUCGUUUUUAAGUAUUUCCAUGUUCCGGGUAUUAUCCCUUGUAUAAGUUAUGUCCUAAUCCUAAUCAAACUUUGUUGUGUAAGCCUUUUUCGGGUUCGUUCCUGUAUUUUGUCAAAUAUUUCGAAUAUGAAAACUUUUACAGAA